Molecule: messenger RNA, 3093 nt
Organism: Cololabis saira (Pacific saury)
Lineage: Eukaryota; Metazoa; Chordata; Actinopteri; Beloniformes; Belonidae
Product: DNA topoisomerase I, mitochondrial
Exons: 20
Coding region: 639-2852 (737 amino acids)
Biological process (GO): DNA replication; chromosome segregation; DNA topological change
Cellular component (GO): chromosome; nucleolus
Molecular function (GO): DNA binding; DNA topoisomerase type I (single strand cut, ATP-independent) activity
Source: RefSeq, a predicted model, not a curated record
ACGUGAUUAUUUCAAGCACGUCGGCUCGGAGAUCCACCAGGAACUUCACGCCGCCUUCGACCCUGCUUAUGUGACAGAACAGGUGUUUGUAGCGGGGCGUCAGGCUGUACCGCAGCCUGUCUUCCACCUGCAAGAUGGUGGCCAGGUCUCGCAGCUGGUUGUCCAGCAGCUUCACCGCCAGCUCGGCCACGCUCUGGUGAUCCACCUCGUAGUCCUGGGACAGCUUCAGCAAGAAGUCCACCUUGUCCUCCUUCUCCAGACUUCUGUAGAAGUUCAUGAACUCCAGGCUGUGUGGUUCGGGGGGCGGGGGGGACUUGUCCCUGGUCUCGUAGGACGGCAGCGGGGCCACGACCCUCGCCAGUAUGUCCUCCAUGGCCGAGACGCCGCGGACCGGAGCAGAGGACCAGCGCCGGCUGAUGGCGGCCGAGGCCUCUAGAGCAGCAUGAAAGGCGGCCCGGUGUCGCCAGCAGCUCACGCUGGUGCGGGCGGUCCAGACGGCAGGACGGGAGAUCAUGGCGGGCAGCGCUCAGCUGUCCGCUGACGACAGAGAUCACGAAUCACUUCCGGGUCUCUUAAGGAGCCAGCGCCGUUGUCAUGGCAACGAGUGAUGGUUAGUUUUCGGUGUGUUGAGGUGAGAGAUGGGACGAGAGAAGGACGGUAAAGGAGACAUGAAGCAGAAAGCCAGCAGACUGAAGAGGCUGAGUGACGGUGAGAGUGCAGCUGCCGGCGGAGAGACUAACAAGAACAGCAUGAAGCCAACUAAGUCGACAGAGAAGACCGAUAAUGGAAAGUCUCAAAAGAAGGCAAAGAAGCCUAAAACUGAGAUCCUGGAGCCAGCCACCAUUUCCAGUGACUUUUUGAAAGAAGAGCCUCAGGAUGAUGACUUCGCUGCAAAGAAGAAAGGGCUGAAGAGGAAAAGAAUUAAAGAUGAAAACAUGGACGCCACUGUUUCACCUACCUUAAAGAAAACAAAUAAGCAGCUUGGUGAUGAUGGAAGUGAAGAAGUUCAAAAAAAGCCAAAGAAGACAGUAAAGGUCGUAAAGAAAGAGGAGGACGACCAUUUGGUAACAAAAAAAGUGAAAAGGACAAAGGAGGAGAUUGAGGAAGCAAAACAGCUGAAGAUGAUUAAGAAGGAGGAGGAGGAGCAGAAUCGCUGGAGAUGGUGGGAGGAGGAGAAGUAUGAAGAUGGGGUGAAAUGGAAGUUCUUGGAACACACUGGCCCGUCCUUCCCUCCUGAGUACCAGCCUCUACCCGACAAUGUUAACUUCUACUAUAAUGGCAAUAAGAUGAAGCUGGGCCUGGCAGCAGAGGAGGUGGCUGUUUUCUUUGCACAGAUGUUGGACCACGAGUACACCACAAAGAAGGUGUUCCGGGAGAACUUCUUUAAAGACUGGAGGAAGGAAAUGACUCCUGAGGAGAGGUCACUGAUUGGAGACCUUGACAAGUGUGACUUUGGAGAAAUCCAUGCUAUGCAUAAAGCGAAGGUGGAGGCGAGGAAAAACAUGACCAAGGAGGAGAGACAGGCUAUAAAAGAGGCCAAUCAGAAAAUCGUGGAUGAAUAUGGCUACUGUAUGCUGGACCACCACAAAGAACGUAUUGGUAACUUUAAGAUUGAGCCUCCAGGUCUUUUCCGAGGGAGAGGCGAGCAUCCAAAACAGGGAAUGCUGAAGAAAAGGAUCCAGCCUGAGGAUGUCAUUAUCAACUGCAGCAAAGAAUCCCGUAUCCCGGCACCACCUGCUGGUCACCGUUGGAAGGAAAUACGGCAUGACAACACUGUGACUUGGCUAGCCAGCUGGACGGAGAACAUCCAAGGCGCCAUUAAAUACAUCAUGCUCAAUGCAAACUCAAAGCUCAAGGGAGAGAAAGAUUGGGAGAAAUAUGAGAUUGCUCGGAAGCUGAAGUUAUGUGUGGAAGACAUCCGUUACCAGUACAACCAGGAUCUCAAAUCCAAACAGAUGGUCACACGACAGAGAGCUGUGGCCAUGUACUUCAUAGACAAGCUGGCACUGAGGGCUGGUAACGAGAAAGAGGAGGGAGAAUCGGCUGACACAGUUGGUUGCUGCUCGCUCCGCGUGGAGCACAUCACCCUACAUGAGCAGCUGGAUGGUAAAGAGUGCGUGGUGGAAUUUGACUUCCUGGGUAAAGACUCAAUUCGCUACUACAACAAAGUCCCCGUCAUCAGGAAGGUUUUUAAGAGUCUUAACCUUUUUCUGGAGAACAAGGAUCCAGGAGAUGAACUCUUUGACCGUCUAAAUACAAGCCUUUUGAACAAACAUCUGAGCUCUCUAAUGCCUGGUCUGACUGCAAAGGUAUUCAGGACAUAUAACGCCUCCAUUACCCUGCAACAGCAGCUGAAAGAGCUCACAAACAAAUCUGACAAUGAGCCAGAGAAGCUGCUGUCUUACAACCGUGCGAACAGAGCAGUUGCUAUUCUGUGCAACCACCAGCGGGCGCCGCCAAAGACCUUUGAUCAAUCCAUGGCUAACCUUCAGACCAAGAUUGAAACAAGAAAAGAAAAGCUGGCUCUAGCUAAGACGGAGCUGAAACAGGCUAAGAAGGAGGCCAAGACCAAAGGGAACUCGGACCCCAAAGCUCAAACACUGGUGGAGAGGAAGAAGGCAGCAGUAAAGCGCUGUGAGGAGCAGCUGCUGAAGAUGGAGGUCCAGGCAACUGACAGAGAGGAGAACAAACAGAUUGCUCUGGGUACCUCAAAACUCAACUAUCUGGACCCACGUAUUACUGUGGCCUGGUGUAAGAACAUGGGGGUGCCCAUAGAAAAAGUCUACAAUAAAUCCCAACGGGAUAAGUUUGCCUGGGCCAUCGACAUGACGGAGGCGGACUUUGAGUUCUAAAAUUAAACUUCAACACCAGAUUCAUAAACUGAUAAGAUGCAACUAGGGAAUCUUUGACGUUAAAACGUACAGUACUUUAAUACUGCAUUUAUAGGACUACUGAUGAUGUACUGUGUGUGAUGUGGCCAAGCUUUUCCCAAAUGUUUGUUGUUGCUCAUUUUGGUUUGAUCGUAUAGGUGCUUAAUUUAGAUGAUUUCUGUUGGUUGCUGUGUAUUUACAUUUUGUUGGCAUUAAUUCAAAU